Ectocarpus siliculosus is the source of this 1756-nucleotide messenger RNA. The record is from the annotation of a GenBank genome assembly. NCBI's taxonomy places the organism in Eukaryota, Phaeophyceae, Ectocarpales, Ectocarpaceae.
GCCAGCGAUCGGAAGGGCGAACUUAUUUUUGUACCCCACGGUACAGAUCAGUACGGGCGCACGGGCAAGCGGUGAACCAGCGGCAGCCGUGGCUCUGCGUUUUUUAGCCUUUGAAACGAGCAGGUUGACAGAUACAGACGGCAGCGAUCGGCUUUUCCACCUAACGUCACAUCGACGGGCAUGUUUUUGACCGGAAAUAGCGCGCGGAGUUUGAUGGUGGGGGUGGGGCGAGCGCCCGGGUUUGCCAGCUCGCUAGUCCGAUGCGGUGGUGCGCACAACGCUUGGCUCACACCGAAAGAAGCUAACUUACGGUCAUUGGCCACCGUCGCGGAGAGGCGAAGGGGUGGCAGCCGUGGACGGGGUGAUGGACAUGCCGGGAGAGGCUCCGUCGCGCAGGCGAAACGCGCGGGGCGCCCACAGCAUAGGAACGCCGAUGCUCCUCGGUUCCAGCCUUUCGGGCGCGCGGGUGGAGAGGGGUCCAAGGUCGCCGAGAGACUCUACGAAGAUUUUGGCAUAAACAACCUGAAGAAGUACUCCCCGGAGGCGACGGACGAGCGGAAGAGAGUCCUUACAUGGCUCGAAGGGAAAGUCAGGAUGAGCUCCCGGGCUAUCGCGGAUAUGGUGGAGCAAGAGCCGCGCAUUGCGGAGCAAGAGACCGGCGCGAUAUCCGCCAGGCUGGCGUGGCUGAAAGAGAGACUGCGGCUCAGCGACGAGCAGAUCAGGAGUCUGGUGCACAGGAGGCCUUCCGUACUGUGCCGGAGCGUUGACGAUAGCAUGGAACCCAAGGUUCAAUGGCUCCAAGAGAAACUAGGCCUGAGUGCGGACGAGGUGGCGACAAUGGUUUCCUCCGCACCAAACGUCCUAACCAUCAGCAUCGAAGGCAGCAUGGCACCCAAGCUAGACUGGCUCUCCCGGCGGCUGAUGCUCUCCAACGAAGAGCUGGCUGCGGUAGUGACCACGUGUCCUCAAGUGUUGACCAGUAGCAUCGAGGGCGCGCUCGAGCCAAGGCUAAGGUGGCUCCACACAAACCUGCAGAUCGGCGGGUCUGUCCUUCGGGAGAGGGUGCUAAGCUAUCCCUGGCUGCUGAACCUCAGUGAGAAGGACAAAUUGGUGCCGACGUUCGACUUCCUGAAGACGGAACUCCUCCUCGACGAGGCCGAAAUCAGGAAGACCCUCUUUCGAAACCCGCGCAUGUUCCUGACUCCGAUGAGGCAAACGUUCGACUCAACGAAGAAGUGGCUUUGUACAAGCGUAGGGCUGGGGGAGGAGGAGGCGGUGAAGGUGCUGACAAAGGAUGCGCGACUGCUGCUGCGUAGCACGGAAGUUCUGGACGCCAAGGUGGCCUUUUUUUGCCAAGAGAUGGGUGCCACCCUCGAGGACGUUCGGGCCGUGCUAAUGACGAGCCCAAACUUCUUGCUCAUAAGCAUAGACCUCAUGCUGGCGCCACGGGUGGCGACAUUGAAAGAUGCCGGGGUAAAAGUUUCGUUUUCGGCGCAUUGGAAUGACCUCGCGUUCGGCCCUCGAGGAGAGGCGUUUGAUUUCUGGGUGAGAAGGCAAGCUAGCAGGUGACGGAGAUAGAACAGAGCGUGGAUGUUGUUACGAAACCAGCACCAAAUAAAUAGUCGUUUUUGCUCUUCCCGUGCAUGCGAAAGCUGCCGUGAGACCCUCGAGGAGACCUACCGGAGAAGUCAAGCAGUGUACGAAUUGGGCACAUCACGUAGAUUUGAAACAAGUAAAUAAAGCCGUUCACAGGUUG